GUGGGAUGGAGUAUGCGGUGGAUCAGCUGACUGAUUGUCAGGCCCAGAUGUUAUCCUAUUGGGAAACCGUUCGGCUUGAAAUAGAAAGUAUCAAAUGCGAUCACUCAGCAUUCAAGACGCAGGAUUUGCCCCUUGCGAGGAUAAAGAAAAUAAUGAAAUUGGACGAUGAAAUUAAAUCCAUGAUGAUCAGUGCCGAGGCUCCGAUUCUUUUUGCCAAAGCUGCCGAAUUGUUUAUUCGCGAAUUGACUCUACGUGCGUGGAUUCACACGGAACGUAAUCGCCGCCGUACUCUACAACGCAACGAUAUCGCCAUGGCAGUCAGUGAUGGAGACACGGAUCAGUUUGAUUUCUUAAUCGACAUUGUUCCCCGGGAAGAGGUGAGGGGCCACCGUCGAGUCCCACAAACAUCCCCACCAUCUGCUGUUGGCUCUGCAGUGAACGCUGUGUCCAAUGUAAAUAUGAAAUCUGAGAACACCUCAUCCCCGAUCACCUACGUAUCAGCAACGAACGGUCGUGCUUCAGGCCAACUCGGCUCUGCCGAUUCUCAUGUCUCUUCUCCUCAGUCCCAAGCGAUGGCUAUCGCAUUAGGUGGUGCGAACAUUGCUUCGAUUGCGCAAACGCGGAACGUUCUAACUACUCCAACAAUCGUUCAACAAGGACCGACACAAACUAUCCAAUUCGCUGCAACCAUCCCUUCCACUAGCGCCACCGGCACUGUCCAGUCUUCCGUCACAAGUACCGCCGCCACUGCUAUUUCCAAUGCAAACACGACCGUUGCCAGUGCUGCCACUGCCGCCGCCCCCAUUCAGUACGUAUUGCAGCUUCCCAUGGGCGCGGCCGGAGCCGCUUCCGGACAACCAUUUCACAUCCAACUUCUCCCUCAGCAUUUCCAGACGUCUAGCACAGACGCGCUUUCCGCUGCCGCUGUUGCCGCCGCUGGCCAGACUGGUACUCUGUUAACUGAUGCUAAUGGAAAUUCCAUACCCGUAGUUCAAGUGGUCGCCCCGACUGCCGGAGGAUUCUCCCUACCCACUAUCGUGCAAGACGCCAACGGUCAGCGAACCCAGCUGGUUCAGCUUCAAAUGCCCGAAGCAUCCACAGGCCGGCCCACUCUGUUCCUGCAACAAUCGGGCUCCGUGUUGGGAGCUACUGCCCUACUCGCUGGAGGAACUUUGGAUGGACAUUCUCAUCGUAUUGCUUACAAUAUACAACCACAGCAGUUACUGUCCCCCACUGAUGUUGUCACCGGAGAUGUGGCCUCUCAGGUGCUUUUAUCUUUCACUGACUCGGGCACCACGUGUAUGAUUUCAUCUGACGCGUCAGGUAGCCAUUGCCUGGAUGCUACCGAUGCACUCGAGGAUGUAUCAAACCGUGAUCCACACGAGUUGGUUGAGGAACCGGGAGCUGAAGAUGAUUCCGCGCAAGUUGAAGCUACCAACUCCCCAACACACUCUGUGGUUGAACAUGCUUCCCUGAUAGCGGUGACCAAACAGACCGAGGUAGACUUUGAACUCGAUUCCCAGGUCACUCAGCAAGAGCUGCUUCGACCAGUGGUUCCAUUGUCUCCCACCGGUGAGGUUGAGUUACACGGCUUGAAUUCCGGUUUGAUCUCCGAUGACUCAGUUAAGACGAAAUUGAUGGACUCUACCACAGAGACCCCAAAUAUGGACGAUUCCUAG
Dicrocoelium dendriticum is the source of this 1679-nucleotide messenger RNA. The record is from the annotation of a GenBank genome assembly. Lineage: Eukaryota; Metazoa; Platyhelminthes; Trematoda; Plagiorchiida; Dicrocoeliidae.